UUUUUUUUUUUUUUUUUUUUUUUUUCUUCACAAGUUCCUUUUGCGGUCUGCUUAGCUCUCGGCCUAACUUCGCCCCACACUCUCUCGCUUCCUGGUUUUCCGUCAAACGUGACGUCGAACCAAACUUUCUUUUGUGACGACGCCGCUCGCCCUAGAGGUCCAAAAGAAAAAAAGAAAGAAGGAAAAGAAAAGGAGGGAUCCCACCUUGCUUCACAUCACCACCUCUCACCAGGAACAAGGUCCGAUCAUCGCCUUUGUGCGCCCACCCCUCCUUUUUAGGCUCGACCCAAACUUUGUUCAUCUUGCAACCCACCUCGACCCAACCGACCGACCCCUCUCUUAUACGAAGCUGUCCUCGUCUGUCAUCAAAUAUCUUUCAAAUUGCUCCCCCAAAUUCCUUCUAUUUCUGACCCUCCUUUCGGAACCUUAUCUAAGGACAAGCCAACCUGUCCAUUUCCUAUCCAAUCGCCAUAAUAUCGAAGCCGGCACAGCACCCCCUUUUUUCCAGUUCCGUUGAAAUAUCACCUAACGGGAAAGGCUUUUCCUCCCCAGCUAGUUACGACAACCAAAUAUCACCAAAAAAGGGCAAUUGCGUUCUCAACCGAAAUUCAAACCAAACCACAUUCAAGAUUCGAGAGGAAGGACAAUGCCAUCCCAAAAUCCCCGUAGUCACGGGCACUCGGCCUCAACCGGCUCCGCCAAAACCGGCGGCGCCUCCAUUUCCUCCCCCACACAAGGAGGCACCCGACAAUCCCAACAGCCCCCCGUCCCCAUCUCCAUCACCAUCUGCGGCGACGGCGGCUGCGGUAAAUCCUCCAUCACGCUCCGUCUCGUGCGUUCGCAAUGGACAGAAGACUACGACCCAACCAUCGAAGACAGCUACAGCAUCACGCGCCGCAUCGACGGCGUCACCUACCACUUGUCUCUGACCGACACGGCCGGCCAGGAAGAGUACCGCGGCAUGUGGGCCUCAUCCAACCUGGGAGCCGACGCCUUCUUGAUGGUGUACGACAUCACGAGCCGCGACAGCCUCGACGCGCUGCAGUAUUUCAACGAUCUGAUCGACAUGGAGGCCGAGACGCGGGCGGAUAACGCAGCGCGGGCUCGCCGGGCCGGGUUAUCGCCGGCGCAGAUUUCAGGGAGCAUGUCGAAUCGGUAUGCGACUGGGUCCAACAUGGGUGGUGGAGCAGGGUCGGGGGCCAAGGCUGUCCCUCCGGUGAAGAUUGUGGCGGGCAAUAAGUGCGAUUUGUCGGAGAAUCGGGUAAUCCCCGCGGCUACGGGCUUGGAGUGGGCGAGGGCGAGGGGGUGCGGCUUCAUGGAGACGAGCGCAAGGCUGGAGGUCAACAUUGAGGAGACGUUUGCGCUGAUUGUGAGGAGGGUGGUGGAGCAGAGGAGGUUGGCCGAGUUGGGCAUCACGGGCGUGGAUCAGGAGGCGGCCGAGGAGUUGUUGGGGAGCAGUCGGGGAAGGACGAAGCCGUUGAGUCCGUUGCCGAGCAAGGAUGGGAAGGAGAGGGGUAUGGAUGAGAAGGAUGGGAAUGGUGGAUGGAGGAGAAAGAGGGGCAGGGCAACCAAGUUGUUGAAGUCGUUGAGGUGCUGGUAAGACCAGAAGGACCGGAAGGAAAUGAGUUGUUAGCACGAGUGGGAGGGCUCAGGUUGGCUUGGCUUCGUUCACGCUGUUAAUGCUUCUUUUCUUUCUCUGUUGCUGCUGCUGCUGCUGCUAGGCGAAAGUUGAUGGAUAUCGGGUUGUAUACCUUGGGGCUGGACCUUGGCUCACCCGCCUUGAUUCAUGGGAAUCGGACUUUUUGCUACUACUGGAAAGGAGGACUGGGAUCGGAGUCGUGGAGCAGGAGUUUAUUGGUCGGUCGGCAAUGUCUUCUUUCUGUUCCUUUCUUUUUUCCGCUGCAGGCGACUCAAAAAGGGAGAGAUACCAAACGAUGGGACUUACGUACCAGUUUAUCAACCUUACUACUACUAUGUUAUGUCUUCUUGCAUUCCCUCGAUAUCUUGUCGCUUUUCCCAGGCCUGUACUUGUGUUGCUUGACCUUGUCAUGCACUGUUGAAGCUCUCUUGUCCACGACGCGACAUCGCAGCCGUCAAGCUGAGCAGAAGGAUGACCGUUGAUGAUUUGGGGUCCGGCAGGACAUUGUUACAUUUUCAAUGCCAUAUCCUCUCCACCGCCCCAGAGGUCACUUCUGCGCGACUUGCAAAAGCAAAGGUUUAUUUGUUCCUGCUUCACGGGAUUUUCGGACAUAAAAGAUGACAAG
Neurospora crassa OR74A is the source of this 2264-nucleotide messenger RNA. Its product is annotated as GTPase Ras2p. Gene Ontology annotation, molecular function: GTPase activity; GDP binding; GTP binding. Gene Ontology annotation, cellular component: plasma membrane. Gene Ontology annotation, biological process: signal transduction. The transcript has a single exon. Lineage: Eukaryota; Fungi; Ascomycota; Sordariomycetes; Sordariales; Sordariaceae. The coding region runs from base 647 to 1600 and encodes 317 amino acids. The record is from RefSeq and is a predicted model, not a curated record.